Molecule: messenger RNA, 747 nt
Organism: Pelmatolapia mariae (spotted tilapia)
Lineage: Eukaryota; Metazoa; Chordata; Actinopteri; Cichliformes; Cichlidae
Gene: lim2.2
Product: lens intrinsic membrane protein 2.2
Cellular component (GO): plasma membrane
Molecular function (GO): structural constituent of eye lens
Source: RefSeq, a predicted model, not a curated record
AUGGAGGUAACUGCAGAGAAGAGAGCAAGAGGGGGAUUUAGCAUCACUCACAUGCUGCGCUCGAUCAUUCCCUCUUUUGUGCAGUGGACAAUGAGGGCCAGAGGUACGGGGCUUAAAAAGGAUACGCGCACUGUCACAGCCAACAAACCUGGAGAGCGACCAGCCAAAACCAGAGGUAUCAGUUUAAAAAAUGAGGACAGUCUCUUGCCAGGCGUCUCCACAAUGCUGUAUACUUUAGCAGGAGGAGGCACCCUCUGCGGCGUGGCCGCCCUUGUGCUUCUCAUAGUUUCUACAGCGACGGACUUCUGGAUGCAGUAUCGAUACUCUGGCAGCUCGGCCAAUCAGGGGCUUUGGAGAUUCUGCAUCAACCACAAAUGCCACGCCCACACCAUCACUGUAGCCUUCUGGGAUGCCACACGGGCCUUCAUGCUGCUGGCAGUGCUGAGCUGUUUUGCUGGCGUGGUGCUUGGACUGAGCGCUUUCACUAACGGCACCAAGAACAGGAGAGUGCGCACAGGUGGCAUCGCCCUGGUCCUGUCAGGUUUUCUCGCUCUGCUGGCUUUGGCAAUUUACACUGGUGUGACUGUUACCUUCUUUGGCAAACGCUUCUUGGACUGGCGCUUUUCCUGGUCCUACAUCAUAGGCUGGGUUGCCAUUAUUUUGGCCUUUGCAGCAGGCGUGUUCCAACUCUGUGCCUACCAGCGGACCACUGCAGAACCCGCUCCCUCCAAUAACCCAGAGAGCUGA